Fukomys damarensis (Damara mole-rat) is the source of this 2315-nucleotide messenger RNA. RefSeq names its product mas-related G-protein coupled receptor member X1. Lineage: Eukaryota; Metazoa; Chordata; Mammalia; Rodentia; Bathyergidae. The record is from RefSeq and is a predicted model, not a curated record. The coding region runs from base 41 to 1390 and encodes 449 amino acids. Gene Ontology annotation, biological process: G protein-coupled receptor signaling pathway. The transcript has 5 exons. Gene Ontology annotation, cellular component: membrane. Gene Ontology annotation, molecular function: G protein-coupled receptor activity.
AUAUAAUGAGAGAAGUUGAUUUUGAGUGGAAGUUGGACAGAUGCCCAGAAAUAAGAGUGUUGCAUUCCAGGUCCUGAAGGCUGCUCCAGUAUUAGAGGACAGAGAAGAGUUCUCAGGUAUCAGCCAUUCCCAGAAAGGCAUUCCAUCUGCAGCACAGAUCAGCGUUCUAACUCUAGAUAGAAGACUGCAAGAAACGGGCACCAGUGGAGAGCUUCUGAGCAUGAAUCACACCACCCUGAGAGCCAACUCAACAUUUCUUUCAUCUUCUGUAUCAAAGUACAUGAUCCUGGAUUUACUGACAGUCAUCUGUGCCCUGUCAGGCCUAUUCUGCUUAUGUGGCAUUGCAGAAAGCCCAACUCUCUGUAUGCCCAACUUGUUGGUGCUUAUUUCGGAUGAAUCUGGAAACAUUUCACAGUGUUUUGAAAUCCCAAUUUUCACUGAGGACAGUGAUUCCCCAAUACGUCAUGGUCCUAGAAUCCUAGAUCACGCAGCAGGUGCUCACCACUUCUCUGUUCCCAGGGGCACCAGUGGAGAGCUUCUGAGCAUGAAACACCACCCUUUGCUCUGGCUCCUGGGCUUCCGUGUGAGCAGGAACCCCAUCUCAGUCUACAUCCUCAACCUGGCUGCAUCAGACUUACUUUACCUCUGCUGCCUUCUUGUAUUCUACCUAUGGAAACUCAUUGACUACUUUGUCUUUAAUUACUACAAUUACAUACACGCUGUGGGGAUGUGGUUCUACAGCAUGGGCCUGUUCAUGCUCAGUGCCAUUAGCGUCGAGCGUUGCCUUGCAGUCCUGUUCCCCAUCUGGUACCGCUGCCGCCGCCCAAGACACAUGUCAGCUGUCAUGUGUGCCCUGCUCUGGGCUCUGUCCCUACUGCUCACCAUGCUGCUACACUUCUCAUGUAGCUCUUUCUUUUCAAAGGAUGAGCUAUGUUUAAUAAUGCAUUCUGUCAUAGCCCCAUGUCUGAUAUUUGUAUUUGUUAUCCUCUGUGGGUCUAGUCUGACUUUGCUGGUCAGGAUGCUCUGCAGCUCCAGGAGGUUGCAACUGACCAGGCUGUAUGUGACCCUCGGGCUCACAGUGCUGGUCUUCCUCCUCUGUGGCCUGCCUGUGGGCAUCAUGCAUGUUUUGGAAGCCAUAGAUGCUCCUGGAAUUCCGUUUUCCACCUUUAUUUUGCUUGAGAGUGCUGCUUUUUUGCUGUCUAGUAUUAACAGUAGUGCCAACCCCAUCAUUUAUUUCUUUGUUGGCUCUUUUAGGCAGAAACACCAACAGUGGCAGCAGAGGCGGUCCCUGAAGUUGGUUCUCCAGAAGGCCCUGGAAGAUGUAGCUGAGGGAGAGAAAAGUGGAGAAAGUCCUCCUCAGGAAAGUGUGGAGCUGUCAGGAUCUCCUUAAAGGAGCAAUUCUCUAUCUACCAUCAGUCACUCAGAGAAGCAGUUCCUGUAGAAGAUCAUAUUUAUAAUUGUGAAAGGUCAAACCCUAGUAUAGAUAUAGAGACACAAAUAGAGACAUCUGCCCAUUUAUCUAUGUAUUGUAUCUCGCAGCUUUCACAUGUAAGAGCAGUUGAAUAGUUGCAACAGAGGCCAUUUUACUGCAAAGAUUAACAUAUUUACUAACUUGCUCUCUCUCUCUCUCUCUCUCUCUCUCUCUCUCUCAAUGUCUCUCCCUCUGGGCCUACUUGGAUGCCCACACAAGUCAUAUAUGAAUGUUUUUACUAACAUAACAAUAAGUUCUGGAUACAUUAUCUGGUAAGGAUGUUGUCUCUUUCUCUCAGGAUGGAGCUUCAAAUAUGCAGGAAGCUAGCACCAAUAAUCAUAAGCCAGGACUGAGCAAAAUCAACUACAACCCCUUCCAGUCUCUCACUGCUUGAAAAUUUGAUAUUAUGAGGAUUAUUUAGGUGAACUUGGCUGCUUUCAUCAAAGAGCUAAAUACACCAGGUCCAGUAGUCAAAAACUUCAGAGGCUGACAAAUGGUAAGUAGAGCGAUUGUAGGACCAGCAGUUGCUUCAUUUUGGUUCAUGCCAGUGAGGCAGCCAACAGAGAAACAGCAACACACACGAGCAUCCCAGUAUUGUUGCACCAACUAUAGCAAACAAAAACUGUGUUGCUGCUGUUUCGAAUCCAGUCAUGAAAUCUUGAUCCUCAACCUAACUAGAAACUUAACACAAAAGAAAUCUGGAGAAUGUAGUUAGUGUCAGUCACUUGACAUUUCAAAUAAUCCUAGCCUAUUCUUUGUCAACCUGGUGAAUAUUUAUUCAUCUUCUUUAGACCGUAAUUCCAAAUAAAGACAAUGGCAAGGCUCUCUGUUUCAUUAUGACUGU